This is a messenger RNA of Protopolystoma xenopodis, 396 nucleotides long. The record is from the annotation of a GenBank genome assembly. NCBI's taxonomy places the organism in Eukaryota, Metazoa, Platyhelminthes, Monogenea, Polystomatidea, Polystomatidae.
AUGACUCACCAACGGUGUCCCGAGCUGACUAAGCGAGCCUAUUCUCCGCAUCGAGCCUCUCCGUUGAACCGAUCAGAACGUGGUAUUAAAAGUGCACAAGAGUAUUUUGAGUCAGAAACCCCCUCGAUUGACACGCCUUGCCCCAUCGUGCUUCGGUGGGGCGAGGCCGAGCACAUAGUCAUGUGUGGCCCCAUCACACUUGCUAUCUACCCCGACCCCUCUCUUUCUAUCGGCAUAUCCGACUCGGGCCUCCUAUCCGGAUCCCUUCAUUGUCUCGUGGAUCCGUUCCUUAUCUUUCUGGUUGACCGAUUUAACUCGGUUCCAGUCCCUGUGUGCAUUUCACUCCAGGCGCUAUUUCUCAAUGCCUUAGAAGCACGUACACCGUCGCUUCACUAA